Messenger RNA from Sturnus vulgaris (Common starling), 2223 nucleotides. RefSeq names its product eukaryotic translation initiation factor 1A X-linked (gene EIF1AX). Gene Ontology annotation, biological process: translational initiation. Gene Ontology annotation, molecular function: translation initiation factor activity; RNA binding. NCBI's taxonomy places the organism in Eukaryota, Metazoa, Chordata, Aves, Passeriformes, Sturnidae. The record is from RefSeq and is a predicted model, not a curated record.
GGAGCCGCCGCCGAGCCCGAACCGCCGCCCCCGCCCGGAGCCCCUCCCGCCGCCCCUCCCGCAGCCCCUCCGCGGCGGAGCGUUCGGCGCCAUGCCCAAGAAUAAAGGCAAAGGAGGUAAAAACAGGCGACGAGGUAAGAACGAGAAUGAAUCAGAAAAAAGAGAACUGGUGUUCAAAGAAGAUGGGCAAGAAUAUGCCCAGGUGAUCAAGAUGUUAGGCAAUGGAAGACUGGAGGCAUUAUGUUUUGAUGGUGUGAAGAGGUUAUGUCAUAUUAGAGGGAAGCUAAGGAAAAAGGUCUGGAUAAACACAUCUGAUAUUAUAUUGAUUGGCUUAAGAGACUACCAGGAUAACAAGGCUGAUGUUAUUCUAAAAUACAAUGCAGAUGAAGCCAGAAGCCUGAAAGCAUAUGGAGAGCUUCCAGAACAUGCUAAAAUCAAUGAAACAGACACAUUUGGUCCUGGAGAUGAUGAUGAAAUCCAGUUUGAUGAUAUUGGAGAUGAUGAUGAAGAUAUUGAUGAUAUCUAAUUUGGAACAGAGGUUUACAUUCCAACUUUUUUCCUCCAAGGAUUGUUCUACAUUGAUACUUCGAUUAUUUUUUGGGUGAAGUCCCUUACUUUUAAGAAGACUGAAAAUUCUCGGUAAAGAGUGUAGUUUGUUACAUCAAAAGGAUUUAUUUUCAAUGUUUGUUUUAAAGUAUUUAUAUUUCUUUAGAAAUGGAUAACGCUGGAUUAUCACAAAGGUUCAAUGACAUGCCACAAAUAUUUUGUCUCUUCACCAAUUAGAGCUUUUAUCUCUGGAUGUAAGUGAGGUACAGUGACAUGGGCUGUAAAAGACUGCAUUUUUCCCUCUUCUGCUUUCAUCACUACAAUUCCAGUUAAACUUGUAUUUUGAAAUAAAAAUUGUUUACCCUGUAAUUAUCAUGGAUUUUGAUUAAAGGCAAAUAACCCAGUUCAGAUUAGUAUCAAAUCAUACUAUGCAGUGUCUGUCCUUAUACCCCUUGCCUUGAUGUUAACUUUAAAAAAGAUUUUGAUAGUAUAAGAGGAAGGCAGAAAUCUGCAUUUAAACUCACAAUGCAUGAUGAAUCUGCUUUUCACAUCUAGUAGCAUGCUGCUAUUUUUAUACUGAUUUUGAUAAUUAAAAACACUCAUUAUUUCAAAGAUGUACAUUUUCCAUGGUGGAGGGCGUGGUGGGAGAGGAGUAAAGCUGAAAAGUGAGCAGCAUCUCAAAUUUGCAAUUUUUUGGAAACUGCGGCUGGUGCAGUGGCCGAGCUGCAGCUGCAGACGAUGAACACUGGGUGGCACCCGACUGAACAGGGAGACACAAAUGCAAAGCCUUCACAGUUGGGUUUGUACUGAAAAAUGCAUAAAAUAGAUUUUCCCCAAAGUAAAUGCUUAACAUUCUUGAUAUGUUAAACAUGUAGAAUAUUUUUUACAUUAUAUAAAAGGUUAUGUUAAGAGUAGAGUUUUAUUUUAAUCUGAAAUUCCAUACAUUGUAAGGUGCAACAUAAAAGCUUAUGUGAACUUUGAGUAACAAUAUAAAUAAGAAAAUAAGUUUGUGUCAAAAGUAGAAAGAAUCUUUUCAUCCAGAAUAAAUCAAUGAAACAGACUACUGGAAAGAUUCUUGUCCACCUUCAGACUGGAGGAGUCAGUUGAGAAACUGAAUAAAGACUAACAUCAUCAUGCAAAUAUUAUUUUGUGGUAGCCUUAGUGUCUUUGUCUUUAAUGUAUUUAACAACUCUGAAAGCAGGUUAAUGGAAAAAUUCCUUUUGUGCCAUAAAGAUCUGAUUAACACUUGUAUUCCUUAUACAGUCUUUUUGGUAUGAUGUAAAGUGACUACCCCAGUAGAUAAAAACACAAUGGCUUUAAAUACGGAGUGGCCUCUUUGCUUUACGUGUUUUUUAAAGGAGAUUUAGACAUCCAGAGCUUUUUUUAAAAUGUCUUCUCUUUUUCUUUCAUUAUAGCGUCUAUUUUCCUUACCUAUGGAUCAGCUAUCCUGCUCUAGAAAUAACAUUUUCUUAGUAUUAAGUAAUUUCGCCAAAUAUUUAAUGGAUUUUAACUAUUUGUUGUAAAAACCUGGUAAAUAUUGAGGGAAAGAUUCUACCAGUACAGCAUUCUUACUCAACUGAUCUUAAAUGUAUCAAUUUUCUGUCUUUGUAUGUCUGUAAGGUUCAAUUGUGAAGGAACAUAAAUGGUGUAAUGUUUCAGAAUAAGGCUUAUAAACCA